GGCUCAGACGACCCCAAUCUUUUUCCCGAGUCUUUAAUGCCGCAAGGAAGAUGUUCUUUCCAAAUUAGGUGUCGUUGUGGCAUCUAUGCAAAUCACUUCACUUCAACGACUCCAUUAAAUCCUGGAAGGCGAUUUUUUAAAUGUCUGAAGUUUAAGAAUCAUUCUUGUGGUUAUUUUAAAUGGGAAGAUGAAAUCUCGUUGAACAGUGUUUUGGUUACAACUAAAGAUAUAACAUCGUCUUGGGAAGCAAUUAAAAAUGAUAGGGAUAAAUUGAAAGAAGAAUUAAUUGCCAUGGAGGCUCUAUACAAAGCUGAAGCUAUAAAAAUAAUGAAAUUGGAAGAGAAGGUUUUGAAGACGAGGAUGAUACUUAAGAUCUCAUGGGCACUUUUUGUUGGAUUCGUUGCGACGUCGAUGAUGAAGUGAAUGUUGGUGAAUCUUGUUCAUGAUGCUAAUGAAUAUGUUUUGUUGUCAAUUUUAUUCUUGUUUGAAAUUGGA
This is a messenger RNA of Nicotiana tabacum (common tobacco), 495 nucleotides long. RefSeq lists its product as uncharacterized. Lineage: Eukaryota; Viridiplantae; Streptophyta; Magnoliopsida; Solanales; Solanaceae. Gene Ontology annotation, molecular function: zinc ion binding. The record is from RefSeq and is a predicted model, not a curated record.